UUAAAUGGUGGCAGAUAUGUCCAAGGAAUGCUGCAGGGAUUUGAUCCCUAUAAGAAUCUUGUAAUAGAUAAAUGUGUGCAGAUGAUAACUAGCAGGCAACAGAACAAUACUGGAAUGGUGGUAAUAGGAGGGAACAGUAUAAUCAUAUUAGAAGUCUUGGAACGAGUAUAA
This is a messenger RNA of Felis catus (domestic cat), 171 nucleotides long. RefSeq names its product small nuclear ribonucleoprotein G-like. Gene Ontology annotation, molecular function: RNA binding. Gene Ontology annotation, biological process: mRNA splicing, via spliceosome. The record is from RefSeq and is a predicted model, not a curated record. Gene Ontology annotation, cellular component: spliceosomal tri-snRNP complex; U12-type spliceosomal complex; SMN-Sm protein complex. The annotation marks the transcript as partial. NCBI's taxonomy places the organism in Eukaryota, Metazoa, Chordata, Mammalia, Carnivora, Felidae. The transcript has a single exon.